Messenger RNA from Melampsora larici-populina 98AG31, 1053 nucleotides. RefSeq lists its product as uncharacterized. Bases 1 to 1053 code for a protein of 350 amino acids. Lineage: Eukaryota; Fungi; Basidiomycota; Pucciniomycetes; Pucciniales; Melampsoraceae. The record is from RefSeq and is a predicted model, not a curated record. The transcript has 9 exons.
AUGAUCGUUGAGGAAGAUGAGGUGGCGCCCAACGACACUUCUUUACAACCAUCUCAAAGUGCCACGUCGCUCGCGGGGUUGGGUGACUCACCCCAGCCCGCUCCGGCUACCCUGUUCCGACCGCCUCAACCACGCAACACACCUGUCUCCGCCUCACAACGCCCUUUGGCUGGCCGGAAUGCAGUGAAAAAAUUUGCCGACCUCCUCAAACUGAGCAAGGAGAAUGUCGAAUUGGUGCAGAAAGUUUACGAGUUCGCGGGUGGAUCUGGGUCAAAAUGGGUACCUGGGCGCCUGAUCCGAGACACUUUCAAAGGUGCAAUUGGCGAAUUCAUUUUGAGGCCCAGCCUCCAAGCGUUUAGCAGGACUGUGGCGGCAAAUCACACGACUCUGGUGGAUAGCUUAGAGGUCUUAACGUUUAAUUACCUGAAACAACUUGACCCCGAAAUUGUAGAUGAACAAUGCGCUGGAGAUUACAUCGCGGGGGAGGCCUGUAUUCCGGGCACCGCGAUGUACUCUUUUAUCAAAGAAGCGUUGAAGAACCAGCGUAGCAAGGUCCGCUCUGUGCUUCUCACCAAUAUUCUCGGGGUCAAAGAGGAUAGUGCUCUCACCGUUCUGUCUGCGAAAUCGGUCGUCCUUCUGGUCGCACGGACGUUUAUCCCCAAGUUGAAAGAUCUGGGGGACAAGGCCUUGAUGAUCAAGCUGGGGCCUGAGAAGGUCAGGUGGAUCAUAUUUAUGCGAUACGUGACAGCUUACCACCAUCUUAACCACACUGAAAACAAACGACAUUGCCAGUGGACCAUCAUGGACGAAGCUUUGGCGGACCUUCGCGAAAGGCCUGACAGCGAUCGACCCUUGUUCCUCAAUGAGAUUGUGUGGUAUGAUCGAGAGGCCUUUAAUGGCAAACGGACCUGGGCGACUAUCAAAGCCUCAGACCCCCUCCGAGCCCCCGUCCCGAGUGAAGUUCUGGCAAGUUUACAGGCAAAUCCAGGGGGUGGCUCUGGCUCUGGGGAUAUGGAGACGGAGGAGGUAGACGACGGUGGAGGGGAUGAAUGA